Molecule: messenger RNA, 764 nt
Organism: Effrenium voratum
Lineage: Eukaryota; Dinophyceae; Suessiales; Symbiodiniaceae
Source: the annotation of a GenBank genome assembly
AAGUGAUGGGUUUCCAGGCUGAGCAUCGUGUUGGAAUAUGUCACGAAUAUGUCACCAACCUUUCUAGCGAGCGGUGAGUCGCACUCUAUUUGCCAAUCGCAUGCGCUACUUGCCAUUGCCAUGCCGCCACAUUAGCUCCAUCCUCAUCGGCAAAGACCUCGCCACCACAUCGUUGAAAGAGGUGCGUUCUGAGCUGGAGCAGCGUCUCAACUUGAGUCCCGGCAGCCUGGAUGGCGAGAAGGAAAAGCUGAAGCACAUGGUUGCAGCACAGAUUCAGAAGAUCCAGGAGACUGCGCCGUCAAGACGCUCCAAGGGCCGACGCAAGGAGCGCGCGCAAAGAAACGCCGCGCAGUGGACAAUCUUGCCGCAGGAAGCUCAGGAAGCUCAGGAAGCUCAAGUUCAGGAAGCCGAGCCAGGAAAGGCCAGCGGCAAGGGUGCCAAGGGUGCCAAGGGCCCGAGCACAAAGGAACGUCAGAGAACAUCGAUGACGCGGAAGGAGUUCAUGAAGAAAGCCAAGGCUAUCACGGUCCAAAUCGGCGACAAGAAGCUCAAGGCCACCCCGAAGCAGUUCUCUACAGGCAGCAGCGGGUUCAUGGCCAGCACAAAGGUUGUCAUCGAGGUGGAUGGCGUUCCGCUCACUCUGCAGUGUGGCUUGAACUUGCCCGUGAUUGGGUCAAAGGAAUGGCGGGACUGAGACGGCCCAAGGCCAAGCUGCAAAUAGGAGUUUUAACAUCAGUUUGUACGCGACACAAAGACUCAGGUUG